Molecule: messenger RNA, 1121 nt
Organism: Oreochromis aureus
Lineage: Eukaryota; Metazoa; Chordata; Actinopteri; Cichliformes; Cichlidae
Gene: nudt2
Product: nudix (nucleoside diphosphate linked moiety X)-type motif 2
Exons: 3
Coding region: 256-705 (149 amino acids)
Biological process (GO): ATP biosynthetic process; AMP biosynthetic process
Molecular function (GO): bis(5'-nucleosyl)-tetraphosphatase (asymmetrical) activity
Source: RefSeq, a predicted model, not a curated record
CAUUCUCUGUGAACCGUAGAGAUGGCCUUGUGGCAAAAUCUCAGUAGAUCAGCAGUUUCUGAAAUACUCAAACCAUCCCAUCUGGAACCAACAGCCAUGAAAAGCCACUUAAAUCACCUAUUCUGACAUGCACUUUGAACUUCACCAAGUCGUCUUGACCAUAAAGUUGUGGCCACGUGAUUGGCUGAUUAAAUAUUUGGAUUAAUACAGUUGAGCAAGUGUACUUAACAAAGUGGCCUUUGCUUUAACAGGAAGAUGGUACUGCGAGCCUGUGGCUUUAUCAUAUUUCGCCGUCUAGUCGGCCGCAUCCCUUCUCCAGGCAAUAUCGAGUAUCUCCUCCUGCAGACAUCUUAUGGGGAACACCACUGGACGCCACCGAAAGGUCAUGUGGACCCAGGUGAGGAUGACCUCACCACAGCACUGAGAGAGACCAAGGAGGAGGCGGGGCUGGGGGCAGAGCACCUGAAAGUGAUAAAAGGCUUUGUUCAGGAGUUGCACUAUGAGGUGCGUGGCAAACCCAAAGAGGUGCUGUACUGGUUGGCCGAGCUGAAGGACCCAGGGACUGCUGUGACUUUGUCUGAUGAGCACCAGGAUUACCGCUGGGCCCAGCUGGAGGAAGCCUGCACUCUGGCCCGGUACAAAGACCUGCAGGACACACUGAGAGCAGCACACAGACACCUAGAGGCAUGUCAGGACAAACAAUGAUGUGUCACAGAGGAGAGGAUCAUAAAUGGGAAGUAACUGCCUGCUGGUAUGUGGGAUUGUACCUUUUUCUGGAAGAGCAUCUGUUUUGAAAGCACUGCUCCUAAUUCCUUUAAUUGAGUGAGUCUGACUUUCCCUGCCUUGUCUUUCUUUAAAUACUUUCCAGAACCUUAUGUAAGAGAAAGACUCCCUUAAGUCACAAAAAAUCACAAAGAAAAUAAAAUCAACAGUUGAAUACUAAUUACUGCACAAAAAUACGACUGUGCCCUUGAAUCUCCUUAGUAAUAGGAUUAAAUGCAUAAAUGAUGCGUUUUUGAUUGUAAAUAAGCUGUAUUGCAGGUUUGUGCAUUACAGCUGUUUUUUUGGUCAUUUUUUUUCGGUCUGUCUCCACUUUGAAUUAAAUUUAGACCAACAUGAAA